Messenger RNA from Limanda limanda (common dab), 1851 nucleotides. Its product is annotated as tripartite motif-containing protein 16-like. Gene Ontology annotation, molecular function: protein binding; zinc ion binding. The coding region runs from base 1 to 1677 and encodes 558 amino acids. NCBI's taxonomy places the organism in Eukaryota, Metazoa, Chordata, Actinopteri, Pleuronectiformes, Pleuronectidae. The record is from RefSeq and is a predicted model, not a curated record. The transcript has 2 exons.
AUGGCACAGGAAGGAGUGAAUCACUCGGACAGAGAAAGAUUCUGCUGUUUGAUCUUUCUGGAUCUACUGGAGGAUCCGGUGGCUACUGUCUGCGGACACAGCUGCUGUAAGAGCUGUAUUAACACCCACUGGGACAAAGAGGAGGAGAGAGGAAGCUACAGCUGUCCUCAGUGUAGACAGACCUUCACACCGAGGCCUAUCCUGGAGAAAAACACCAUGUUAGCUGUUUCACUGGAGGAGCUGAAGAAGACUGGACUCCAAACUGCUCCUGCUGAUCACUGCUAUGCUGGACCUGAAGAUGUGGCCUGUGAUGUCUGCACUGGGAGAAAACGGAAAUCUCUCAAGUCCUGUUUGAAUUGUUUGGCCUCUUAUUGUGAAAAACACCUCCAGCAUCAUCUUCAGUCCCCUCCAUUGAAGAAGCACAAUCUGGUGGAGCCCUCGGAGAAGCUCCAGGAGAACAUCUGCUCUUGUCACGACGAGGUGAAGAAGAUGUUCUGCCGCACUGAUCAGCAGUGUAUCUGUUAUCUCUGCUCUGUGGAGGAACAUAAAGACCACGACACAGUGUCAGCUGCAGCAGAAAGGACUGAGAGGCAGAGAGAGCUCGGGCUGAGGAGACAAACAAUCCAGCAGAGAGUCCAGGACGCAGAGAAAGACAUGAAGCUGCUUCAACAGAAGGAGGCCUUCAAUGGCUCUGCUGAUAAAGCAGUGGAGGACAGUGAGGAGAUCUUCACUGAGAUGAUCCGUCUGCUGGAGAAAAGAAGCUCUGAUGUGGAGCAGCAGAUCAGAUCCCAGCAGGAAACUGAAGUGAGUCGAGUCAGAGAACUUCAUGAGAGACUGGAGCAGGAGAUCACUGAGCUGAAGAGGAAAGUCCAUGAACUGAAGCAGCUCUCAGACACAGAGGAUCACAACCAGUUUCUACACAACUACCCCUCACUGUCACCACUCAGUGAAUCUACACACUCAUCCAGCAUCAGGAUCUGUCCUCUGAGGAACUUUGAGGAAGUGACAGCAGCUGUCUCACAGGUCAGAGGUCGACUACAGGACAUUCUGAGUGAGACAGAGACAGAGAUUUCACAGAUUGUGUCUCAAGUGGAUGUUUUACUGCGGGAACCAGAGCCAGAGACCAGAGCUGACUUCUUAAAAUAUUCACAGAAAAACACACUGGAUCCAAACACAGCAAACAGACUUCUGUUAUUAUCAGAGGGAAAAAGAAAAGUAAAACGUAUGAGUAAACAACAGUAUUAUUCUGAUCACCCAGACAGAUUCACUGUUUGGAGUCAGGUCCUGAGUAGAGAGAGUCUGACUGGACGUUGUUACUGGGAGGUGGAGGUGGGGGUGAAAGGAGCAGUUUAUGUAGCAGUCACAUACAAGAAUAUCCGCAGAGCAGGAAACUCAGAUGAAUGUAGAUUUGGAUUCAAUGAUAAAUCUUGGUCAUUAUGUUGUUAUGGAAACUUGUAUAGCUUUAAUUACAACAGCAUCAGUAUUCCAGUGCCAGGUCUUUGGUCCUCCAGAGUAGGAGUGUACCUGGAUCACAGAGCAGGUGUUCUGUCCUUCUACAGCGUCUCUGACACCAUGACUCUCCUCCGCAGAGUCCAGACCACAUUCACUCAGCCUCUCUAUGCUGGAGUUAGGCUUCAUUGUUCUGGAUCCAGAGCUGAGUUCUGUAAACUCAAAUAGACUUGAGUCAUUAAAAGCAGUGAUUUAGAUUCUAUGUGUAAAUCUUUAACUUCUUUUGUCUCCAUGUUUGUUGAUCAAAGUUCGUCAUGGUGACGUUUCUGCUCCGCACAGAGAUCAGCUGUCAAUCAAACACUGACCUUCCUUUAUCACACAUAUUUAGUUCUCACUUUGUAA